CAUCGACUGCAUAUGCGACCGAGCUUCACCCCACACCACUUCAAGAAAACGGAUACCGGGAGCUCAGUACGGGGACGAUAGGAGCUGAUAUAAAAGAAAACGCUGCACCGUGUCCCGGGAGUCCAGUGUGGAGUAGUUUUCGGGGUUACCGCAGGUGUGGAGGUCAGGUCGGCGCACCGAAAAUUUCAAAUAAACAGCAAAAACUUGGUGGCGAACCAGAGGCACAAGCUAAAAGGACACUUCUGUCCUGCCGGUGUCCCAUCUGCCAUCCUCCACCUUCAAGAACAUGAAUCAAUGCAGAUGUCAGUCACACCCAGUUAAAUGUUAGUACUACUUGAGCAGAUAUCGCUCGGCUGGCCGAAGAGGAAAAAGAGGAAAGAGACUGUUCAAGGUGCUGGAAGAUGUCUCUCUGGAUGAUACUACCUGUUAGCCUCCCAGUUCUGACCAUCACUGGGAUAUGGGUUGUGUAUGCCAUGGCCCUGUACAACCAGCAUGUCUGCCCUGUUGAUAACUGGUUGUACAACCAGUCAUGUGAAGAGGAGCUUUAUUUGCAGAGCGGGCCAACCUUGUGCUGCACACUAGACAAUGUACCUCUCAUCAGCAAAUGUGGGACUCUUCCCCCUGAGAGCUGCUUCUUCAGCCUUAUCUGCAGCACAGGCUCAUUCAUGGUUAUGGUGAUUGUGCUGCUCCGAUACGCCCACGUGAUUGAGAAGCACCAAAACUGUGUUCUCAACACGGCGAGUCUCUCCACAGGCUGGAUCUGUGCUGCUGGACUCAUCAUGGUGGGCAACUUCCAGGUGGAUAAUGCCAAAGUUCUCCACUAUGUCGGAGCAGGCAUUGCCUUCCCUACUAGUAUGCUGUUUGUGUGCCUGCAGUCAGCGCUGACUUACCGACUGGCCAAGACCCAGGGGGAGUACUACGUGGCCCACCUUCGGCUCUGCAUGACCCUGCUGGCCUUUGUAGCCCUGGUGCUCAGUGGUGUGUUUUUCUGUCAAGAGAGCUUCGUCCUGCAACAUGCAUCAGCCAUCUUUGAAUGGGUUUUCUGCGUCAUCGUCAUGCUGUUUUACGGGACAUUCGCCUUUGAGUUUGCCAGCAUGUCAGGAGAUACCAUGGUGGUGCUGGCGAGAGGAGGGACCCUGGGACCUGCUGGAAGAGAACACAAGGUGGACGCACUGGGAGCACACUCACAGCCACAUCCACACCAACCUGAGAACAUGUCCAUACUGUAGCCCGUUGGCACAUCUUGAUGCCAAAUAGUUGAAACUCCGGUUGUAGAAUGAGUUUAAUUAUUCAUUUCCAGCCACAGUUGUCUGAAGCUUUGAAAUGAACCAGGCCAGUGCAGCAGCCGUUCAUGGCAGAGUGGCUUCUACUGUUUCGGCCCCAGGGGCGUAGAUUUGCUGCCACAGUGGAGAGCUCAGCUUAUAUUGAGCUUUGUGUCUCUAAAGAACUUGUUUGCAUUUUGCACAUUGCACAAGUGUGAAACCAAAAUUUUCUCCCAACUCAGUCGUGUCCUCAGUGAUCAGCAGAGGGCAGGAGAGUAUUUUGUUAAUCAAGAUCAAGAAAAUGUGCUGUUUCCCCCUUUAACCUGUCUCAAUAAGUGGCCUUGGACCAUUUCCACUUCAGGUGACUGCCAUGAUGCUUUCUUUGUAAAGGAGUGAAGGCUGCUGGACGGCCUGGCUGACAGUGUUAUAACAGUAAAAAAGAGUGAGAGAGAAGACGGAGUAUGAGUGUUACAGUGGAAGGUCAGAAUGGAUGAAUGCAAUAAAUUAAAAGAAAGAGUCAAAUAGAUGAGUAUGUAAAUGUUCCAGUCAGUAUGUGAGAUAGAACUGGGCAGCAGUCUGCAUUUUGCAAUCAUUUACACCUGCAUAAAGCAAUAUUUUUGAUAUUAACAAAUCAAAUAAUUGUGAUGUCAAAGAGCCCUACAUAGAACCGAACUCCCUGAGAAUUAACACGCUGCUCUACACAGAUUUUAGCUGCUUUUAGCUCACAUCAAGUCAACCAUUUGGAAAGCAGAAGACCCAAGUAUUUUUCUCAGGAGCUGGUUAACCAAGCCUAAAAGGAAAUUGAAUGUCGGACUCAUUUUUUCAGGUGGCCAUUAGUAUAAUGAUAUAUGAUAUAUUUGUCUGCUGGAUGUGUAAGUAGUUACAGAAGUUGACCAUAACAACUUCUGUCAGUUUAUCUUGUGGUCAAAAAUACGCUUAAGGCAGCUUUAAAAUACGCACCAUCGACAACUUAAUUUUUGUCAGCAACUCCACAUAUGUAAGCAUAACACUAUUUUUAAAGUAUCUAUGGUGCCCAAAUCCAUCAAUGCCAAAUCCUGCACACAUGCUCUUUUUGAGUCUGGAUGCUUUGGGUGAUGUGCCAUUAUUUUAACUUCACACAGAAAACAAUAGAUCUGGUGCCUCGUAAAUUCAAAUUCAAACCUUUAUGAGUCUUAUUUUGGGAUCAAUACACUCUAUCAACCUUAAACCUCAACUAGUAUUUGAGUCAACUUCCUCUCUGUAGAGUUCUGUCAAAGAAUAUGAAAGAGAGAAGACACAGUGUCCAGAGGCCAAAUGCGUACCAGCUAAUUCAAGCCAGAGCACUGGGUUUAUUGAGUUUAGUGACGAGGCAUCACACGUGUUUUCAGGUCCUAUGGUCGGAGGUCUGCAUCUCAUUAUUCCUCAGCAAGGAGGGGAGAACAUGCUCUUAUUGCUUUAUCUUUUUACUUUUUCUUUGAAUCUCAGAAUUCUCCACAGCUUGAGUUUCUACAGCAUGUUCACCUGGUGUAGCUGGACAAAGGGAAAAGGAAGGAUUUAUAAUGUAAGACAUAGCUGAGAUGAACUGUUCUGCCUCUGUGUUACUGUACAGCAGUACGUGCCAAAUAUCAGUCUGCCAUCGGUGCUAAAAACACAAAAGGCUUUACUCCUGUCAGGGUUCCCCGAGUUUAGCUGUGAUUAUGAUAAAUGAAAGCAAGAUGGAGACACAGGGGCGGGUUUGUGGAGGAGGAGAGACAGAAGGUUGCAUGAACGCCUGUGAGUGCCAGGAAUACCAAAGCAGAUAUUUGACACUAUCAAUUUAUUGACAUUAAAAAACCCUGGUAAAACCCUAAUGGACUUUAUAUUUUGAUGUCUGUCAGAGUAGGUUGGCCUCAUGUUUUGAUAUGUUUAGUUCAGUUGUCCCCUCUGUGCAGAUAUUCAAAUGCUGAUUUGUAUUCAUUGACUUUCUCAGACAUUGCUGUGUUGUUGACUGUGCUGUGUUGUAAUGCAGAGUUACUGUUUAUUUUUAAUCUAUAACAGCUCAGUGUAAUAUUAACACACCUUUUUUUUGUGAGAAAAAACAGAGGAAACAGAUGGUUUACAACAGUAAUAGUCUUAGUUGGCCUUCACACAGUGGAAAUACCACCCACUCAUACCACGACUGGCCACAUGUUGGGCAGAGGUUUUGUUGGUGCCAGUAUUUUUUGAGUGUAAGCAUUCAAAAAGAGAGUUCCUAUAACAGUUUCACAAUCUGUUUGGGAAGAACUGAAUCAUAGUAAUUCACUCAUACUGAAUUUCUAAAUGUACUCAACAAGACUGAACUGGAAAAACUUUUGCAUGCUGCUCUGUGGAAUGAGCUGGAAGGUAAAAAUCAGCACCAGCCGCACCACUGAUCACCUGCUCCCCUCUGCUGGUGAAACUGCUUAUUGCAAAUGACUUUGCAUUGGGAUCAGAUGUGUAAUGUUGUAGUUUAGCUUGUUUUCUACUUGAAAAAUUAUACAUUUUUGUAUCCACCGACAAGAAUAUUCAGUCAGCUACAGGUUUAGGUCAAAUCUACUUUUGUUUUACUUAUACAUUUACUAAGAAGGUGGGACUGCUGCAGUGGCAAGUAGUGAAGAACACUUGAACUCCAGCUUGCAGUUGUGGUUUUAGCGCGGCAUUCAGAUUGUUCUACCUGGCAUCACCUUGAAGUGAAACUUGGCCCUGUGACCGUACACUGCUUUUAUAAUAUGCAUUCCUCUAAAAAAAAAAAAAAAAAAUCACAGGUUAAGAUUCAACGCUUUAUAAAUGUUAAGCCAAAUGAUGGUGC
Messenger RNA from Toxotes jaculatrix (banded archerfish), 4047 nucleotides. RefSeq lists its product as uncharacterized. NCBI's taxonomy places the organism in Eukaryota, Metazoa, Chordata, Actinopteri, Toxotidae. The record is from RefSeq and is a predicted model, not a curated record. The transcript has 8 exons. Bases 402 to 1229 code for a protein of 275 amino acids.